Molecule: messenger RNA, 962 nt
Organism: Bipolaris sorokiniana ND90Pr
Lineage: Eukaryota; Fungi; Ascomycota; Dothideomycetes; Pleosporales; Pleosporaceae
Exons: 3
Coding region: 13-708 (231 amino acids)
Biological process (GO): protein N-linked glycosylation; lipid biosynthetic process
Cellular component (GO): endoplasmic reticulum membrane; intracellular membrane-bounded organelle
Molecular function (GO): dolichyldiphosphatase activity
Source: RefSeq, a predicted model, not a curated record
UGUCGCUGCAUUAUGGACGGCCCUCCGCUUGCCUCGCUCUCCCUCACCCAUGUGUACUAUAACCCGGCCGACCGCGUUUCGUGGGUGUGCGCAUGGCUGGCUCUCGUCCCCCAGGCCCUGUGCGUCGUCUAUGCGACGCUGAUAUGGUCGAACCGCGAGAUUGAGAUAUUCCUCAUGUUUGCCGGCCAAAUGACAUGCGAGGCCCUGAAUUGGGUGCUCAAGAGAUACAUCAAGGAAGAGCGACCAAAGCAAAUGCACAGCAAAGGCUAUGGAAUGCCCUCGUCACAUGCCCAGUUUGUCUCCUUCUUCUCCGUCACCCUCGCCCUCUUCCUUAUCUUCCGUCACGUCCCGCAUCCUACCGAAACCCACACUCCUUUCUCCUUGGGCGGUCGCAUCGUUCUCUCACUCCUCGCCUUGCUUGGCGCCGCUGCUGUAGCCGUCAGUCGCAUAUACUUGAGCUACCACACCCCCAAGCAGGUCAUUGUUGGCUGUGCCGCCGGCGCCAUUUUUGCUCUGGCCUGGUUCGCAUUCACGACCUACCUGCGGAGAGCAGGUUGGAUUGAGUGGGCGCUUGAUACGUGGCUUUUGAGGGUACUCCGUGUCAGAGACCUCGUCAUUCAGGAGGACUUGGUCGAUUCCGGCUGGGCGCGGUGGGAGGACAGGAGAAAGCGACAGCUGUUCCAGACUCAAACAAAGAAGGCCAGGUGAUACUUGAUGCUUCAUCAUUCUCCUUGAGACAAGAUGUUCAUCCACCAAGCUGCCGUUGUCUAGAUAUCAUUUUACUCGUGUAACACCAAUUUGACAAUCUCCCCCAGCCUCCAGGUCCUCGGGCAGGCUCGGCUCUUGCGCAUUCUCAAAGCUCUUUACCAAUCUCUAGUCGCCGUAUCUUGCACAUAUCUUCUUACUAACCCUUUAGUUUCUGUGUUGCUAUGCAGUAGCAAAUCUGUGUCUAGUCCCUUUAC